UUUUGCUUCCUACGCCAGGUGGCAGCUAGUGUCUGAAAUCACACGAGGAAAAUGUCGUCUGCUUUCACACUUUUCUAAAAUCUAAAAUGACUUCCGAAGCAAUUGACGCCGCUAAAAUUGAGGCGGAACAAAUCAAAUCGUUCCGAGAUUUUCUCUUCUCCUACAACAAACUUUCUGAGCUAUGCUUUGUGGACUGUGUGUGGGACUUCACUUCGAGGACCAUCAAAGACCAAGAAAAUUCCUGUGCAGUUAAUUGUGCUGAAAAGUUCCUGAAGGCAAACCAAAGGAUAUCUCAGCGUUUUCAAGAGUUUCAAGUCCUAUCUAAUGAAAAUGCAUUGGCAAUGGCUAAAAAGUAAAUCAAAUCUAAUGUGUGUAUGUAGGUUUUCAAUAAACAUUUAAUCCAUUCAAAA
Daphnia pulicaria is the source of this 410-nucleotide messenger RNA. Its product is annotated as mitochondrial import inner membrane translocase subunit Tim9-like. The record is from RefSeq and is a predicted model, not a curated record. NCBI's taxonomy places the organism in Eukaryota, Metazoa, Arthropoda, Branchiopoda, Diplostraca, Daphniidae. The coding region runs from base 87 to 356 and encodes 89 amino acids. The transcript has 3 exons.